Messenger RNA from Alternaria arborescens, 600 nucleotides. RefSeq lists its product as hypothetical. Gene Ontology annotation, cellular component: COPI vesicle coat. The coding region runs from base 1 to 600 and encodes 199 amino acids. The transcript is spliced from 5 exons. Gene Ontology annotation, biological process: intra-Golgi vesicle-mediated transport; retrograde vesicle-mediated transport, Golgi to endoplasmic reticulum; intracellular protein transport. The record is from RefSeq and is a predicted model, not a curated record. NCBI's taxonomy places the organism in Eukaryota, Fungi, Ascomycota, Dothideomycetes, Pleosporales, Pleosporaceae.
AUGUCGCGCCCUCUUUCCCUCUUCAGCGUCCAGGCGAUCCUGGUCCUCGCCAUCGACGACGGCUCCCGCAUCCUCACCAAGUACUACUCGAACCCACACCCGCCGGCCGGGCACCAGAAUGACUACCCUGGCCAGAUUGCAUACAAGACGGUCAAGGACCAGAAGGCUUUUGAAAAGGGACUGUUGGAGAAGACGGCCAAGCAGACGACAGACAUUAUAUUGUAUGACGGCAAGGUCAUUGUCUUCAAGAUGGAGUCGGACGUGAUGCUCUAUGUGGUUGGAAGCGCCGAAGAGAACGAGGUUCUGCUAUACAGUGUCGUCCUGGCAUUGAGAGACUCGCUCAACAUCCUCCUAAAAAAUUCGGUCGACAAGCGCACCGUCAUCGAGAACUACGACCUUGUGUCACUCGCUGUUGACGAGCUCGUAGACGACGGUAUUAUCCUCGAAACGGACCCGGUCAUUGUUGCCUCGCGCGUCAGCAAGCCCCCAGCUCAAGACAUGACCUCGAUGAAGAACAUCGACCUCUCGGAACAAGGAUUCCUGAACGCAUGGGAGUUUGGCAAGAGACAGCUUGCGGAGAGGAUACGGCAGGGUCUCUAA